AUGGCUUUCGACGGACCUGCGCCAGAGAGGAUUAACGGCAGAAUAGCGAUGAUUGCAUUUGCGGGAGCAGCAGUGGCAGAGGCUGUCAGCGGCAAGUCUAUACUGGAGCAGGCGGCAGUAGCGCCGAUCUCGGUUGGACUCACAAUGUUUCUCAUCAGCUUGGCCUCCUUGUUCCCCAAAUAUUCUGCAGGAGUGUCACUGUCCCAGCUGAUAGAUGCCACAGGGAGGGAAGGCAUGCCAAAGGAGUUGGCGUUCUUCAACAAAACACAUGAGGUCUGGGUGGGCAGGGUGGCGAUGCUGGGGUUCCUGGGAACUCUGGCAGUGGAAGUCAUCAAAGGUGGAGCGCUGUUGAGCGGUGGCCAGUGA
Coccomyxa subellipsoidea C-169 is the source of this 366-nucleotide messenger RNA. RefSeq lists its product as hypothetical. The record is from RefSeq and is a predicted model, not a curated record. NCBI's taxonomy places the organism in Eukaryota, Viridiplantae, Chlorophyta, Trebouxiophyceae, Coccomyxaceae. Bases 1 to 366 code for a protein of 121 amino acids. The transcript has 4 exons.